GCCAACGAACAUGAAGCGACGACUUCAUGAUCCGUAUAGAGGAGAAAAGCUUCGUAUUCAAAGCUCUUUGCAUCUACUAACUCCAUGGAGACUUCCAAAUUUACGUUUUUCACCAUCUUUCUUUUUUUCGUGUUUACUGAGAAUUUAUCAACCGCAUCGCGUACAAAGUCUCACAAGACUUGCAAUUUUCCGGCUGUUUAUAACUUUGGAGAUUCAAACUCAGACACCGGAGCAAUCUCUGCGGCUAUCGGAGAAGUUCCUCCACCAAACGGAGUUGCCUUCUUUGGAAGAUCUGCCGGUAGACAUUCCGAUGGCCGUCUCAUCCUAGAUUUCAUUACUGAGAAUCUGACGUUGCCGUAUCUAACACCGUACUUGGAUUCGGUUGGAGCUAAUUAUCGUCAUGGCGCUAAUUUUGCGACUGGCGGCUCUUGCAUCCGCCCGACCGUUGCUUGUUUUAGCCAGUUCCAUCUUGGGACUCAAGUGAACCAAUUCAUUCACUUCAAGACUCGUACCUUGUCUCUCUACAACCAAACCAACGGAAAAACUCAAUUCUGCAAAGAAGUCCUCGCGCGGCCUAAAGAUUUCUCAAAUGCUCUUUAUACAUUCGACAUCGGUCAGAACGAUCUCGCGAUUGGGUUCCAGAACAUGACAGAGGAACAACUCAAAGCAACUAUACCCGGAAUCAUCGAAAACUUCACUAUUGCUAUUAAAUUGCUGUACAAAGAAGGAGCAAGAUUCUUCUUAAUUCAUAACACCGGACCGACAGGCUGUUUGCCGUACAUUCUGAAAUCUUUUCCGGCUACACCACGAGACCGGUACGGUUGUUUGUUGCCUCUGAACAAUGUGGCAAUGGAGUUCAACAAGCAACUCAAGAACAAAAUCUCUCAACUAAACAAAGAGUUACCUUCUUCUCUCUUUACUUAUGUUGAUGUCUACUCAGCUAAAUACAAUUUGAUCACCAGAGCAAAGAAUCUCGGUUUUGUGGAUCCUUUUGAUUAUUGUUGCGUUGGAGCGGUCGGACGUGGAAUGGGAUGCGGAAAGACAAUAUUUCCAAAUGGCACAGAACUUUAUAGUUCUUCAUGCAAAAACCCCACAAAUUUCAUAAGUUGGGAUGGCAUACAUUACUCCGAAACCGCGAAUAUGCUAGUCGCAAACCGGAUCCUCGAUGGGUCGAUAUCAAAUCCGCCACUCCCAAUCCAGAAAGCUUGCAAGCUGACGAAAAAUUAAGUUGUCAAAAUAUGAAUUAAUCAACGUCACUAGCAUACAAUAGUUCUGUCCUUUCAUAUAAUUAACAAAAAAUUGAUUUCAGAACUUAUUAUGUAACGGCCCAAACCAAUUUAUUAGUGACUUGUAUGGUAGUAAAUUUUAAUUUUAAUUUACUAGUUUCGGUAAUUGUCGCUUGAUGAACAACAUAAUAUUAAACAAAAAGGAGCAGCAGUUCUUAUUUCUC
This is a messenger RNA of Thlaspi arvense, 1450 nucleotides long. The record is from the annotation of a GenBank genome assembly. Lineage: Eukaryota; Viridiplantae; Streptophyta; Magnoliopsida; Brassicales; Brassicaceae.